AUGGCAUGGUCGGUAGAACUCUUAGAGUUUGACGUGGCUUUUGAGCCAAGAAGUCUCAUCAAGUUGCAGCAUCUGGCCGACUUUGUCAAUGAGCUCACCCCUUCGAGAUGUUUUGAAGACGAACCGUGGACCAUGCAUGUCGAUGGGUCUUCCAAUGCCCAAGGUAGCAGCGCCGGAAUAAUACUUGCUAGCCCCUCAGGUAUCACAGUCGAACAAUCCCUUUGGUUCGGCUUUCGUGCGUCAAAUAACCAAGCAGAGUACGAGGCCCUGAUAGUUGGUAUGAGGUUAGCAAGUGAGAUGGGAGUCAAGAAAAUCAUAUGCUGGACCGACUCCAAAAUUGUGGCCGAACAGGUCAAUGACAAUUUCCAGGUCAAAGAUUCAUACUUGUUACGAUACUAUCACCUGUUCCAGCAACUAAAGGAACACUUCAAUGAAGUUCAGAUACGGCAUACCCUGCGCAACAACAACGAACGAGCUGACCAACUGGCUCGACUCGCUAGCAACCGAAAACCCGGGCAGUUGCGAUCCACUAUUCAUCUUGAGAUUCCCACCCCGAGUGUGACAUUCGAAUGCAUGGCGAUAAAUGAAGACGCACCCUCAUGGAUAACCCCCAUUCGAAAGUAUAUCGUUAAUGGUGAACUUCCGGCCGACCAUAUGGAAGCAAAGAAAUUACGAACGCAAGAAGCUCGGUAUUCAGUGGUGGCCAACGAACUUUACCGGCGAGGAUUCUCCACCCCGCUGCUCAAAUGCAUUGACAAUCACCAAGCCGAUUAUGUCCUGCAAGAAAUUCAUGAAGGUAUAUGCGGCUCCCACUCGGUCGGGCGAACCAUGGCGGCUAAAGUCUUGCGAGCCGGCUAUUAUUGGCCGACUCUGAAGGGAGAUUGUGCCGAGUUCGUCAAGAAAUGCGUGCAAUGUCAAAAGCACGGCAACCUCAUCCACGCCUCGACCGCCGAGUUACACAGCAUUAGCUCUCCGUUGCCAUUUUCCUUGUGGGGUAUCGACGUACUUGGACCAUUCCCCAUGGCAAAAGGGCAGGUCAAGUUUCUCCUGGUCAUAGUGGAUUACUUCACAAAGUGGAUCGAGGCCGAGCCGCUUGCCUACAUCUUCGCUGCCAACGUCCAGAAGUUCGUUUGGAAGAACAUUGUUACCCGUUUCGGCAUCCCACACGCCAUUGUUUCGGACAACGGCCUUCAGUUCACGAAUAAAAAGUUCAACUCCUUCCUCGAAAACCUUGGCAUUCGGCACCGGUUCACCUUGGUUGAGCACCCCCAGUCCAAUGGGCAAGCUGAGGCGGCCAAUAAGGUCAUAUUGACAGAAUUAAAGAAACGGCUAGGUUCAGCAAAAGGAGCAUGGGCCGAGGAAUUGCCGGAAGUCCUUUGGGCAUACCAGUGCACACCACAGUCAACCACCAAGGAGACACCUUUUCUCCUAACAUAUGGCGACGACGCAAUGAUCCCGGUCGAAGUAGGGGAACCAUCAUUUCGGUAG
Cajanus cajan (pigeon pea) is the source of this 1488-nucleotide messenger RNA. RefSeq lists its product as uncharacterized. The record is from RefSeq and is a predicted model, not a curated record. Gene Ontology annotation, molecular function: RNA-DNA hybrid ribonuclease activity; nucleic acid binding. NCBI's taxonomy places the organism in Eukaryota, Viridiplantae, Streptophyta, Magnoliopsida, Fabales, Fabaceae. Gene Ontology annotation, biological process: DNA integration.